Cladophialophora bantiana CBS 173.52 is the source of this 918-nucleotide messenger RNA. RefSeq lists its product as uncharacterized. The coding region runs from base 1 to 918 and encodes 305 amino acids. The record is from RefSeq and is a predicted model, not a curated record. NCBI's taxonomy places the organism in Eukaryota, Fungi, Ascomycota, Eurotiomycetes, Chaetothyriales, Herpotrichiellaceae. The transcript has a single exon.
AUGAGGAACCUGAUGUUCUUCAUCGCGUAUGAUUCCUCGAGAGGCAUGUUUGCCCUGAAAGACGUCCUCCCAGACCACCAACCGAUUGAUACGAAGGCGACGCUUCUAUCAUACAUAACCUUAAGUAACGGCCCGAUCGAUUCUGUCAACGUGCUGUUGACUCUUCAGCAACCCGAGCACGACGACAGAAAGCUAGUCCUGACAGGUCAUCAACAAUCCCACUUCUUCCGUCUGCCUUUCGAGAUUCGACUCUUGAUAUAUAUCCAUCUGCUGAGUAGCAUGGCACCAGAAAAGCACCCACGCGACAUUCAACUGAAGCACCACCAUGAGCUCGCCCUGGAACUGCUUCUUGUCAACCGCCAGAUAUACCGCGAGGCGCGACUCGUCCCGUUCCAACACAACGCCUUUGACUUCGCCAAGUGGAACGGCACCGGUCUGCUGUACUGCGACUUGUUCCUGCGGAGGCUACGCCCAUGGCAGCGACGAGGCCUGCGGACCAUCAUCCUGGACGUUCUGGCGAUCAGUCUCACCAGUCCCAGCCACAUGCAGCGGUGGCUUGGUCUGUGCAAUGAGCUCGGCUGUCCGGAGCAGGGGACGAACCGGGAGGCUGAAAGCGCGAGACUGGCGACUCUGAGACUGACGAUCAGCGGCUGCAUCAUGACCGGCGGGAGACAUACGUUCGACAUCAACUCACGAUGGGUAGGUGACGGGCUUCUGAAACUGACUUCUCUCCGCUUGCUGGAGAUGACUGUCGACACCGAGGGCGUGGAUGAAGGGUUGCUGCCCAAGUUUGUCGCGGACCUGCGACGUAAGCUGUGCAAGGCAGAGAUUGUGCUGAAGAAGAUGCACAGAGGGAAGUCAUCGGUUCUGUAUCUACCCGUCUCCUCUGCGGCGAUUUCGUGCUAUUGGCCUGACUAG